Molecule: messenger RNA, 1937 nt
Organism: Erpetoichthys calabaricus (reedfish)
Lineage: Eukaryota; Metazoa; Chordata; Cladistia; Polypteriformes; Polypteridae
Product: tripartite motif-containing protein 16-like protein
Exons: 7
Coding region: 44-1603 (519 amino acids)
Molecular function (GO): protein binding
Source: RefSeq, a predicted model, not a curated record
UUCAUUUCCUCAGGAGCGGCCCCUCUGUGUCUCCGAAGGCAUCAUGGCUGCAGAAUACUGGGACCUGCUGGCCUGCGCCGUGUGUCUGGAAGCCCCUAGUGCCCCCGUCUCUCUGCCCUGUGGGCACACGUUCUGUAAAGAGUGCAUUAACCGCUGCUGGGACCACUCUGGCGUGUGCAGCUGCCCCCAAUGCCGGCGGACGUUCACCCCGAGGCCUACUCUGCUGGAAAAGUCCAUGAAGGCACCGUGCCCGGGCGACGAGGGGCCCGGUGGCCAUCCUGGAGGAACCUUUGGAAGCAUGAAGCACUUUCUCACCCGCCUGGCGUCUUUCUGCGAAGCCCACCUCCAGCCGCACUACGAGAAGGAUCUGUUCAGGAAUCCCACUGCCUGCCAAUCGGGGGGACACAAAGAGAUGGACCCUUGUGGGAGUCCUGAGGGGGCCACAGCUGGCGUUCAGGCGCCACCCCAAGUAUCCAUCCCAGAUAUCCACCAGAUGAUCCACGAAAAGCGCCUGCAACUGGAGAAAACCCGCCGAGUCAUGGAGACCAUUAAGACGUCGGCGGAUAGAGAAGUGCAGGAAACUGAGAGGAGCUUUGCCGAGCUGGUCAGCUGUGCGGAGGACGCCAAGGUAAAGGUGACCGCCUGGAUCCGAGAGCGGGCCAGGAGAGAAGUCGGAAAAGCCGAAGCUGUCAUGGACGGGCUGGAGAAGGAGAUCAAGGAGCUGGAGAGGGGGGACGUGACGGGGGUCGGCCGCCACCUCCCCGUUCAGAGAAGCUCCUCUGUCUCAGCCCCUCAUGGAGAUGAAAAGUCGCUCAACAUGGCUCUCCAUACGGACAUCCCGUGUGCGGCUCUGAGGGAGGACCUGUCGCAUCUGAGAGAGCGUCUGGAGGAGAUCAUUGCAGGGUGGACUACUGGAAUCCCAAACACAGUGACAGAAGUCCCCUCGUCUGAGCCGAUGACCCCUGAGCCUCGGAGCGGGGCAGACGUUCGAGUCGUGAUGGAAGUUCCAACGUCUGUGCCAACGCCUCGUGAGCUGCGGAGCAGGGCUGACUUCAUAACUUACUCCUGUCUACUCAAACUGGACCAAAGCACGGCCAACGAUCACCUGCAGGUGGCUGAGAGAAACCGCAGCGUGGUGUGGCGUGGAGAGAGCCACUCCUGCCCUGACCACCCCACCAGGUUUGACCGCUACCUGCAGGUCCUCUGUCUGGAGCCCCUGACUGGGCCACACAGCUACUGGGAGGUGGAGCGGCAGGGCAGAGGGGCAGCCAUCGCUGUGGCCUAUAAAACAAUCAGCAGGAAAGGAUGGAGCUCGGCCUGUCGCCUGGGAGGCAAUCGAAAGUCCUGGAGUUUACUCUGCCUGGAUUCUACUUAUGCUGCGUGGCACGAUAACCAGGAGACUGAAAUUAUUGCCCCCCGCUGUUCUAGAAUAGGGGUUUAUGUGGACCACCACAGUGGCACACUUGCAUUUUACAGCAUCUCAGACACCAUGACGAUACUGCACAGGUUCCAGGCCAGCUUCACGGAGCCCCUGUACCCAGCGUUCGGAGUUUAUCGAGGCUCCAGUGUGACUAUUAGCCAGCUGGUAAGUGCUGAGCAGUAGGUGACCAGUGGGCAGAUUGUCCAAAUAUCUGGUGAUCACCAGAGUCAUUGGUGCAUGGACGCACCACAGAAGCCUGGUCAACUUCUAAACGUGAGACGCCAUCCUCGGUGAGCGGUCUCCUCGUACAUCUGGUGGACUGGUAGGGGCGGAGCUUCUUUUGUCUCGUUGCCCUCAAGGGGCAGUUGGGGAGGAAGGAAACAAGACUGUUAGCAGCAGCAGCAGCGCCCCCCCGUCUUCAUGAGGUGGUAUUACUUCCUUAAGGCGAAGAUGACCUGUAAUGUGACAGGCAUGUCCGACCAACAUCUAGCACAUCACCACGAUAAAAUACAGAACU